GAAACUCUCCCCGCGGACGACGUUCUCAUGUACCUACAGAGUGUUCUUGCCUCUGUGUCUCCCAACACGAUACCUGAAGUACCAGCAGACACCAAGACUGAUGAAGAAGAUCCACCGACCCCAACUGAACUCUCGCUACAGGUUGGUAAUGCUAUCCAACCAAACUUGUCUGCCUACCUUUUUUAUGGACAUAAUUUCCCUUCCCUGGUUUAA
Messenger RNA from Dibothriocephalus latus, 213 nucleotides. Lineage: Eukaryota; Metazoa; Platyhelminthes; Cestoda; Diphyllobothriidea; Diphyllobothriidae. The record is from the annotation of a GenBank genome assembly.